ACGUUAAGGUUGACAAAGGAACCCAAAGAGGCAAGGAGAUGUAGUUGACUCAAGAGGACUCUCCUGUUUGUUCCUCCUCUAAUCCUGCUUCCUAAUUGAUCCUCCGUCAAACCCUAGCUCUCAAAUCCUUCCUCAACCCCUCUGCCAAGCCAAAACAGCCGCAGCUUGAACUCCAUCCACGAUGGCGAGACGAGGCCUGCCCCUUCUCCGGCACGUCCUCCGCCACUCCGCCGCCGCCUCCUCCUCCCUUCCGCCCUUAAAAACCCUCGCCUUUGCCGAGACUCGGCGGUCCGUGACCUACAUGCCCCGCCCCGGCGACGGCGCCCCGCGGGCGGUGACCCUGAUCCCGGGCGACGGGAUCGGCCCCCUCGUCACCGGCGCCGUCAGACAGGUGAUGGAGGCGAUGCACGCUCCCGUCUACUUCGAGACCUACGAGGUCCACGGCGACAUGGCCGCCGUCCCGCCGGAGGUCAUUGAGUCCAUCCGGAAGAACAAGGUCUGCCUCAAGGGCGGCCUCACCACCCCACUCGGCGGAGGUGUCAGCUCCCUCAACGUCCAGCUCCGGAAGGAGCUUGAUCUCUACGCGUCUCUUGUCAAUUGCUUCAACCUCGCCGGCCUCCCCACAAGGCACCAGAACGUCGAUAUCGUGGUCAUCAGGGAGAACACCGAGGGGGAGUACUCGGGAUUGGAGCAUGAGGUGGUUCCCGGUGUUGUCGAAAGCCUCAAGGUGAUAACAAAGUUCUGUUCAGAGCGCAUUGCAAAAUAUGCUUUCGAAUAUGCAUACUUGAACAAUCGGAAGAAGGUCACAGCUGUGCAUAAGGCCAAUAUCAUGAAGCUUGCAGAUGGUUUAUUCUUAGAAUCUUGCCGUGAGGUUGCAACAAAAUACCCUGGAAUAAAGUACAAUGAGAUUAUUGUGGACAACUGUUGUAUGCAGCUUGUGUCGAAGCCUGAGCAGUUUGAUGUCAUGGUCACACCAAAUCUGUAUGGCAAUCUGGUGGCAAACACAGCGGCUGGUAUUGCUGGAGGCACUGGAGUAAUGCCAGGAGGCAAUGUUGGUCAAGAUCAUGCAAUUUUUGAGCAAGGAGCUUCAGCAGGUAAUGUGGGAAACCAGAAGAUAGUGGAACAAAAGAAGGCAAAUCCUGUAGCCCUUCUUCUUUCUUCAGCAAUGAUGCUGAGGCAUCUCCAGUUUCCUUCAUUUGCUGACCGAUUAGAGACUGCUGUCAAGCGGGUAAUUGCAGAAGGCAAAUACAGGACUAAAGACUUAGGAGGGCAUAGCACAACCCAGGAAGUUGUUGAUGCAGUCAUAGCAGCACUGGACUGAUCAUCCUGAUCUUUUUGCAGAGUAUUGGUAGAAUAGUUUAUCUUUGAAAAGUGAUUGGAAAAAGAGCAGCACAUGCUUGGGAAAAGAGAGAACAUGCCUCCCAUGAGUACUGCCUGAUGAUGAUGAUACACCAGUGGACGAUCUGGAACUCUUGGAUCAGUUGGUCUGCAGUCAAGUAACCAUUAGAGCAAGUGAGAAAGGAAUAUGCAUUUGGCAAUUUACCGAUCGUAGGGUAUUGGAUUAUAUUGCGUGCCAGGCGCAUGAUCGGCCAAAGAUCUGCUGUUGAAUGAGAGCUGUUCCUGGACUUGGGUGUUUCUCAUUUCUUUUAAUCAUGCAUGUCUUGUUAGCCUUAAGGAUUGUGCAGUAGGUUUCUUCAGGUGAUCUAAAUUUUGCCUAGAUAUUUGGAUGUCAUCCUCAAUCAACACUUGUCAUUGUUUAUAUGAACCUUUUCUAUGUUUCAUUA
Phoenix dactylifera (date palm) is the source of this 1784-nucleotide messenger RNA. RefSeq names its product isocitrate dehydrogenase [NAD] regulatory subunit 1, mitochondrial. Gene Ontology annotation, biological process: isocitrate metabolic process; tricarboxylic acid cycle. The record is from RefSeq and is a predicted model, not a curated record. Gene Ontology annotation, molecular function: isocitrate dehydrogenase (NAD+) activity. Gene Ontology annotation, cellular component: mitochondrion. Lineage: Eukaryota; Viridiplantae; Streptophyta; Magnoliopsida; Arecales; Arecaceae.